Messenger RNA from Wasmannia auropunctata (little fire ant), 604 nucleotides. RefSeq names its product CCHC-type zinc finger protein CG3800-like. The record is from RefSeq and is a predicted model, not a curated record. The transcript is spliced from 2 exons. Lineage: Eukaryota; Metazoa; Arthropoda; Insecta; Hymenoptera; Formicidae. The coding region runs from base 1 to 501 and encodes 166 amino acids.
AUGAAGAUCAGAAUAAGCCAGCCGUAUAAAAUCGUUGAUAUAAGUAUGAUGCAUAAAGUUUUCGACGCGGGUCAUUACGAAGCCUUGCUACGUCAAGGUCUGGAUUUUUUCGAGGUGGCUCGUUUCAAUGCUGUUCCGGAACGCUGGUGGCGUGGCGGCGGCGGCUGCGGCGGUACCGCAUGCGGCUCAUUCGGUAUACCCUCGAGAUACGCGUCGCCGGGGAACGACGGAAACAAUACUACUCCAGAAGCGUAUCAGGAGAACUUAUCGCAAACGGCGGACAGCGUGUUGCAAUGCUACCGAUGUCAGGGUUUCUGGCACGUGGCCGCUAAUUGUCGGCACUUACCGCGCUGCGUCCGCUGCGGCGAGCCGCACAGCGUCGAGUUUUGCCCAAGGCCGCGGAACAACCCUAUAUGCUGCCACUGCUCCGGACCUCAUCACGCCGGUAAAUCCUCUUUGUCGAGGAUCCUAGCGUCUUUUCUAUUACACGUCUUUCAUUAAUACAGCAAAUAAUAAGGGGCCAAAGAGUCAAAUUCGACCGAAGUUAAUGUCGAUUGCCCAGUAGUAUAAAUUUUUUAAUUUCAGCUACCGCCAAUUACCGUAC